AGUCGCGCUUGGAAUGCGGUGCGGAGUGUCGGCGACGCGCGCGGCUCUGUUCGUUGUUGGCGCGACUGCGUGCGCUUGAAGAGGCGGACAGGUUGUGUGGGUCGAAUGGCGGUGAAUUUGUGACGGGGGAUAGGAAGGGCUUUUCCGUGACUGCGGCGAUGGUCCGGCGACAGCAACAGCAGCAGAUUCUCCGCGUCCGUUGACUUGAUUCCCAAAGAGGGGGGAGUGGGAAGAUGGACACGGCGCUGUCGCCGGCGUGGUGUCUCCUGCUGGCCGCGUGCUGCAUCCGGGGAUCGAGCCCGCAGGUGUUCGGCGGAGUCCCCAUCAUCGACGAGCACGUGUGGUCGAGCGGCGGCGCGGACCAGCAGCAGGCGGGGGCCGAGCCGGCGCCCAACAUCGACGACUACGCCAGCUACGAUGACUACGGCGACAACUACGAGGACGGGGCGAAUGGGACGGAGACAGAUGCUGCUACCACGCUCUCGCCAGACAAGGCAGGGUCGGCGCUGCGCUGGGUGCGGCCGCUGCAGAACGUGACCAAGGAGGCGGGCGACUCGGUGAAGAUGCGCUGCGAGGUGGCGGGCUCCCCGCCGCCCACCAGGCUGCGCUGGUACAAGAACGAGGCGCCCUUGCAGGAGGAGCGCGGCCGGCUGGCAGUGCGCCGCUACACGCCGCAGGACCAGCCGGGCGUGCUGGGGUCGCGACUGCGCAUGAGCCGCCUCGACACGCACGACACGGGCUUCUACAAGUGCGAGGCCAGCAACGGCCAGCACAGGGCGGAGACCUCCGCCGUGCUCAUGGUCAAGAUGAGCCGCUGGGGUCGUGUCGGCGCGCCGGCGGACAUCCCAGGCUUCGCCCCGGUAUUCCCGAACUUCCCCGGCUUGUUGGACGGCGUUGGUCCAGGGAAGGGGGUCCCGAUCCCGCCCGCCCACGUGGGCACCGGGGGGCUGGGGCCCGUGCUCUCUCCGCCCGUGGGGCCUCACACCUUCCAGCCGAACCUCUCCGGAGUGCCGGGUCUCUCGUCCACAGACCCGGCUUCGUCCACCUCGCUGGCGGGGGAUCCGUUCGAGGGCACGGAAUUGGAAGGCGUCUGCCAGGUGUAUCGUGGAUCCAUUUGCAGCAAAUUCAUUGGCAAUAAGAAUGUCUACAUCCCUCCGCCCCAGACGCAACGCCAGCUGGAAGAGAAACUGACAGCAGCUCUUACGGUCGUCGCACAUUCGGAGGACCUGUCGAAGAGCUGCGAGAGCUUCGCGGUGCCGUCGCUGUGCUACUCCACGCUGCAGCUGUGCCAGGCGGGCGCGGACCGGCCGCGCCGCAUCUGCCGCGAGGACUGCGAGGCGCUGGAGAACGAGAUGUGCCGCAUGGAGUACGCCAUAGCGCGCCGGCACCCGCUCAUCGGCCAGCAAUUGGCGCUGCCCAACUGCAGCGAGCUGCCCGCCGUCGGCUCGCCCGAGAGCCUGGGCUGCAUCCGGCUGGGCAUCCCGCGCCUCGAGCUCGUCCAGCCAGACGACGUGUGCUACUGGGGUCGCGGGGAGCGCUACCGCGGCACGGCGCACAAGACGGUGUCGGGCGAGGAGUGCGACCAGUGGAUCCACAAGGUGUUCAGCUUCAAGUCCUCCGAGUACCCGGAGCUCGGCGGAGGGCACAACUACUGCAGGAACCCGGGAGGGACGGACCCCAAGCCGUGGUGCUUCAACAAGCGUGGCGAGAAGGAGCUGUGCGAGAUCCCUCAGUGUGUGGACAACAUGUGGCUGUACACGACGGCGUGCGCGGCGGCGGCGGGACUGCUGCUGCUCGUGCUCCUCACCUGCUGGUUCUGCGCUCGGCGUCGCAAGAACCGGGACAGUCCCCGCUCCCACCAGCUCAACGGUGCCGGCGCCAAGGUGCCGGGCUUCAAGGUCGCCCGCACGGCGUCUCCCUGCAAGGGAGUGCCGCAGCACCUGGAGAUGAGCGCGCUGCUGCCCGGCUCCGGCCCCCUCAAGGGCGAGCGGGGCGCAGUGCGGGCCCAGGAGUUCCCCCUCGCCUCCGUCCGCUUCCUGCAGGAGCUGGGCGAGGGCGCCUUCGGCAAGGUGUACAAGGGGCAGGUGAACACCACGGAGGGUCCCAUGCUGGUGGCCAUCAAGGCCUUGAAGGAGAACGCCACGCCCAAAACGCAGGCGGACUUCCGGCGCGAGGUGGAGCUCAUGACGGACCUCAGGCACCCGAACAUCGUCUGCCUGAUUGGCGUCGUCAUGAAGGGGGAGCCCCUCUGCAUGCUGUUCGAGUACAUGACGCAGGGAGAUUUGCACGAGUUCCUCAUGACUCACUCGCCUCGCUCUGCGUGCAACGAUGACUCCAGCAUGCAAGUGUUGGAGCAACAAGAAUUCCUACACAUCGCCCUUCAAAUUGCCACAGGUAUGGAAUAUCUGGCUGGCCAUCAUUACGUACAUCGGGACUUGGCUGCUCGAAACUGUUUGGUUGGGGACAACCUCACUGUCAAAAUAUCCGACUUUGGCUUGUCCAGAGACGUCUAUUCUUCUGACUAUUACAGGGUACAAUCAAAGAGUCUACUGCCAGUGCGAUGGAUGCCUCCCGAGUCGAUUCUCUACGGAAAGUUCACCACAGACUCUGACGUGUGGAGUUACGGGGUAGUUUUGUGGGAAAUAUACAGCUAUGGACUGCAGCCGUACUACGGCUACAGCAACCAGGAGGUGAUCGACAUGAUCCGGGGGCGGCAGCUGCUGCCCUGCCCCGAGGACUGCCCCUCGCAGGUGUACACCCUGAUGGUGGAGUGCUGGGCCCAGGUGCCCUCGCGCCGCCCGCCCUUCCCCGAGAUGGUGCCCCGGCUGCGGCAGCUGGGCGCGCCGCCCGACUCGGCCAGCCACAGCACGGGCUCGCACAGCAACCGCACGGCGUCGACCCAGGUGAGCCAGCACUCGGCGGGCCGCCAGCCGGCCCAGCUGGUCGUGAGGCUGCCCCCGCCCUACCACGGCUCCUCCGCCGCCGUCGAGACCACCAUAUCCGGCAUGUGACCGUAGUGGCGGCCCGCCCGGGCCCUGUGCGUGUCCCCGUGGGACCGCGUCGGGCGGUUGCCCAGCGUCUUUGUCGUCGGGCCACCCUCGCGGUGAUGUGCGGUGCGGACAUCCUUCUUUUGUAUCUGACGUCCCGGUCAUUUUUUUUAAAUCGUCCAUGUUGUAAUCUCGCUUGUCGUGUUUUUUUUAAUUUCCGGUGCGUUCUGCAGCUAUCUGGUUUUACUCUGUUUGCAAGUGAUGAUUUCAGAACUGCAAGAAGUUCACUUCACAACUGUUCAACGGUGAUGACGACAUGUUCUGUUAAUGUUUCCGUGGCUAGAUUAUGAUAUUCGUUAUACGUAUGUAGAGAGGAAAAAUUGUGUGUUAGUGAAAUACGUAUAAGCACCGGCAGAAAGUAAUUUGUUUUUUUCAAGACUUUCUGGAGUUUAAUUUUGUACCAUUUUGUGUAAAAAAUAUAUCAAAUAAAGGUAAGCAUUUUCAGCUAUAAAGUAAAAAAAAAAGAGAGAGAGAGAGGAAGUUUGGUAAAUGUGUUAUUAGGUACUUAAAACUGAUUCUAUGCAGGAGAUGUAAAAUUUGAAUAUUAAUGAAAGAUCCCUACUGUUGAUAUUGUUGUUACCUUAUUUAUAUUUAUUUAAUAUUAAACCAUGGGGAACAUGCAUGUGUUAGGUAUUUAAUUAAAAGCACUAUGAUGAUUUACGAUUAUAGGGUUCAUUUAAAUAUGUGUAUGUCACAGAGACCUAAUAUUUGUCUUUACAAAAAAAAUACCUGUUAAAGAUUUUGGAAAUUUCAAACGGGCUUAGAACUCUUUGUGAUAGGCUUGAUUUCGAAUGGCAAAAGUCACUCGCAGAGCAUUGGUUUCGCUUACUGUGUCAAGUCUGUUUAUUAAAGCCAUAGAACUAUGUGCAAAGGUAUGCAUGUUCCAUAGUCAUUUAUGGCAUAGUUUGUUAAACAGUUACUACAUACAAUGGUUAGAAAUGCAGAUGUUGAACUUGGGAUACUAUCAUAGAUAACCUCAACUGGGGCCAAAAGAUUUUUGUAUUUGAAAAUACUUUUAUUGCCUAGCAAUUAUUUUAAUUUAUAGUCUUUAAAUAUUAUGCAAGAAAUAAUUUUGAAAGUCUAACGUGGUUCUUAUUAUUUGGGAAUCAACUUAACCAUUUUCACAGACACUAGCUAAUUUUUUUUUUUUUUUUUUUUUUUUUUUGGGGAAAAUACAUAUACUGUUUGUGUUUGCUCCUAUCUCAAUUGCAGAAUAUUUACUGCAUGGGAUUUAUAUAUAGUCUAUAAACUUGCAUGAUAUUUAAUCAAAGGUGAGCUAACCUUGCAGGUCUGAUCAUUGGCAGGUGUUCCAAGGGCUUAAUAGUCGUCAGGACCAGGCCUGUACCGCCCGAUUUAUCAAAGGCCCUAAGCCUACUGAUGAUCACUUUGAUAUUAUAUUCUUAUUUUCACAGUUUAAGAGUUUUUAUUUUGAAAUAACAGCCAAAUUUUGUCAAAAUUCUUAAAUCAAACUACGUAUUAACUUACAGCAAUAAUGUCCUGACCAUUGUGAAAAUACACUUUUGACUCGUACACCCACUGAUUUCUAAACUUUGCAGCAUUGCUGUCUGGAAAAAAAAAUUACUUUAAAGGCUUUUGCGAGAUAGCUUUAAUAAAUGAUGCUGAGUUUUUUUUUUUUUUGUACUGUGACUUGUGCUUUUUGUCACACUUGUCGUGGCUACCUGACGAUACUGGUAGAGGAAGGCGCCAUCUUUCUUCUGGUGACGUUGCAGUGCCACCGUGUUGAGGUGAGGCGUAAUAGCUGGGAUUUCAAAGAAAAGUUUUUCUUUUUUAAUACUUAUUUGCAAGCUUAAAAAUUUGAAAAUAAUUAUUAUCAGUAACAAACAAGUCUAGUAGAAUUGAACAUAAUAAAAUAAAUUUUGCAUGUUCCCCAUUGGUCAAAUUAUCAGUGUAUUGUCUUAAUGGCUUUUUGUAGGCAUACAAAAUGUGUAUUUUUUUUUUAAAUCAUUGUCUAAGUGUGUUUUAGUUGUGUAAGUAUUUCUUGUGUCUUGAAUUCUCAGUUAUUCCUAGUACUCGCAGUCUUCUUGAAAGCUCUUUGAACUGCAUCCAUGCUGGUAUCCGACUGAGCAUAGCUUGUCAGAUUAAAAAUAAGUAUGGAGAAAUCACCACAGAGUACCUCACUUCAAAGAAUUUCUCACAUUAAAAUUCCAAAUGAAUUUUUUUUUUACAGAUACAUUGAAAUGAGUUUUCACUCUGGCUGAAUUAAAAAAAUUAAAUUAAUUUCAUUAAUAUCCAUGCAGUUGCCAGGAAAAAUAUACAGUUCGUUUUUAUUACUAGUUUGUAUGCUGGACUGGGAGGUUUUUGGUUUUUUAUUCCCAACUGAGAGUGGGAUUUUAGGAUUGGCAAACACUACUGAGAUUGCAGCUCAACUGAGGAAUGUUGUCUUAGGUCAAUGUCAAGUGCGUGGCAGGGGAGGGUUGGGUCACCAGUUUGCUGCGUAGCAACGGCAGGUGUGAUGAGUGCAAUGAACUAGCCCUCUGGCAAGUGAAUUAGAGUAAUGUAGCUACUUAGAAUGCAAUUCAUCGUCUGUAUAACUUUUUUUUCCCGAAAUUGGUCCAGUUUAUCCGGACAUCUGAGUUAAAGAGGUCCAGGUUAGCAAAUUUUCUACUGAACACAGGAAUUGCUUGAUCCAAGGUAUCUGCAUGUUGGGAAAGUUAUGGAAAAGUAAGGAAACUUAAGAGCUUGUCAAGAAAAUCAUGGAAAUGUCCCUAAAUGAACAACAAUGAUGGUUUAAGUUACGAAACUUAAUUUCCAGCUGCCUUUUGCUGACUCGCAUUUUGAUAUUUGACACCUCGCUUCAUUUUAUGGUCAAACUUUAAUUAUAAAUAGUUGGAGACUGUCUAUUUAGUCAUGUUUAAAUUAUCUGUGAAAAGGUUUUAGCUUUCUAACUUAAAAAUUUAGUAUGUUCCUGCAAAUAGAAGACAAUUUUGUAUUAUAUUUACUCAGCUUUAAUAUUGGUUGUAUAACCAAAAAUAACUUUAAACUUGAAUUAAAAUUUUUUUUUAAAUUUUCCUGAAAAAUGUCCUGAAAUUGGUUUACCGUGUAUUUGUAGACUUUCUGUAAUCUCUCGAGAAUAUUGUUUACAUAAUAAGCAUGCAAAUGCUAUUGUUUUUAUUGAUUAGGUAUUAGUAGUACAGUAAUGGCUCAUUAACCUGACACGUUUAUGAGCACAUCCUUUCCAGUUUAGUGAUUUUACCGGAUUAUUGAAUGUAAGUAUAAUUUUAAUGAGAAUACAAAAAAAAUAUAUACACUUGAUUGUUUAAUGUUUAAAAAAGGUUUGCUAUCACAUUGCAUCCAUGAUUAGGAUAUUUUUGGCAACAAAAUAUAUGUUCUCAUAUAGGUUAGUAAUAUAAGAUAGUUUAUACAGAAUAACCAUGCUUUAAAAACUUGUCAUCUAACACCUGUUCUUUGUGUUCCCAAGAAGUACUUAUACAGUAAAAAUUAAUUUUAAACAUUAUCGCCUUGAAAAAUACAUAUUUAAAAAGAAUGGGGUACAGCAUAACACAUAAGUCUGGAUGCCAUACUGGUAAAAUUUUUAAAAACUUAUUAUUACUGUUUAUUUUAUUUUAAAAUAGUCAUUGAAUGGUUUUUAACAUUUUAUUUACCAGCUUUGUAAACAUUCAAGCAAAACCUGGUCCAACAGAGUUGGAAAAAAAUUGUGCUUUUGCUACUGUACCAAAAACAUUUUGUAUGCUUACAUUGCAUUUCGAAGGACAUUAAGUAAAUGGUUCACAAUUUGUCAAAAGAAAUAUCUACGAGAUUCAAACUAAAAAUUUCUUUAGUGCAGAAAAAAAUUGUAACAUAAAAUAUUUUUCUAUGAAAGCACCCUACAAAAAAAAUUUCUUAGAUUUAAUUGAUUUUCAAAUUAUUAAUUUGUCUUAGUACAUCACUUAAAAAAGAAAAA
This is a messenger RNA of Bacillus rossius redtenbacheri, 6969 nucleotides long. Its product is annotated as tyrosine-protein kinase transmembrane receptor Ror-like. NCBI's taxonomy places the organism in Eukaryota, Metazoa, Arthropoda, Insecta, Phasmatodea, Bacillidae. Gene Ontology annotation, molecular function: transmembrane receptor protein tyrosine kinase activity; ATP binding; Wnt-protein binding. The record is from RefSeq and is a predicted model, not a curated record. Bases 234 to 3011 code for a protein of 925 amino acids. Gene Ontology annotation, biological process: positive regulation of kinase activity; positive regulation of neuron projection development; cell surface receptor protein tyrosine kinase signaling pathway. Gene Ontology annotation, cellular component: plasma membrane; signaling receptor complex. The transcript is spliced from 17 exons.